UCGUUGUGACUGUGUCUAGCUAACGCAAAACAGGUGGUUGGUGGCGUCUCCUGAUCGGCAAGCAAGUUCAAGAAGUAUAUCGCAGUGCGCUGAACUUAACCGAGUGAUUAACACGUUCCAAAAGUAUGGGAGUUUAAUAGGAAGGGAUCUAAUUAUCAUCCAACCACAACACAACGAGUCUUGAACGGACGAGUGUAUUGGAACUCGGUCCCUGCUUCCUCAUUCGUUUCAUUGUCCUCGUUUGACACAUAAUAACGGGACACAUUGUCAAGCUGCUGUGGUAAUAUUCUGAUUCUUCACAGGAGAAACACGAAUCAACAAUACCAAAUUUAGCUUCCUUCGAUAACUUGAGUCGCUUGAUUUCCCAAUUGUUACCGUGCACCUACCCGUUGCCUCGCCUCUGCCAUAUGAUUUUGGAAUUAUACUACCUCUCAAAAUUUACGACGGGAAGAACCUAUAUUCUUCAGCAUUUUCUCUUUAUAUGAUCUGACGAAUAACGGUGAGACGCAGAAACGAAGACCAUGCCAAAACUUGUGUCCGUGAAACUCUCAACUCGAUCUUUACCGAGGAAAACCUUAGCCCAGGAAUCGUGAUAAAUCGUUGCAAUUUAAUCAACAUAAGUUGAUUAAUUAUUCAUCUAAUUGAAACAAUUUGAUAAACAUAAGUGUAUGGUCUGACAGAAUAUCGUGCCAUGGCAUCAUUAGCACCAGGACAGUCCGGUCGAAAUAGAGAUAAAUAGUUUGGAAAUUAAGAAUGAAAGAUAAAGUUGAUGUUUAACUUUGAGGAGGAAGUUGGAGGCCGUAACCGCGGGCCUCUUUUAGCAACACAAGAGGACAGUCUUGAUAACGGAAAGUGAGUGUUUCAGUUACAUAUCUCUACUGAGAUUGGUUACCUGCUUGGUUGAAAAUGGAACAAUUUUAUCAACCCCUACACCCAAUGGGCCAAUCCUUGAAUCAUGUGAAUGUAAGCCAAGGAGGCACCGAGGGUGCCGAGUUCGAGUUUUCGACGGCCAGUCACCGGGUUCUACUGGCUUCGCUACUUCUCGUUAUAUCUAUCGUGAGUUUCCUUGGCAACGCCCUGGUCAUCCUCGCCGUCGGGCUCUCCAGACGAUUGCAGACGACCACCAAUGUCUUCGUCAUCAACCUUGCCGUGGCCGACAUCGCCAUCACUGUGCUGUUGUGGUUCCACGUCGCCACACUGUUAACAUUCCAAGGUAUGCCAUUCGCUGAGCUACUCUGUAUGGCUGUUGCUGCACUGUCGUUGAUUUGCCUCGGGACCAGCGCAUUAUCGCUAACCCUGAUCGCCUUUAAUCGAUACUUUUUAAUCACCCACAAACCAACAUCGUACAUCAAGAUCUACACACCUCUUAAUAUUAUCUUCAUGGUUAUAUUUUCUUGGGUUUAUCCAGUACUGAUCAUCAUCAUUGGAACCCAGACUGGACUUGGAGAUCUAGGAUAUUCACAUAAGUAUAAAGUAUGUACGCAGGAUACGUCACAUGAGAAUGCGGACUACUUGAGUCUUCUAGGAGGACUAUCUGUUCUAACCCCAGCGGUUCUGCUGAUACUUGCCUGUUACGCAAAGAUAUACUAUCACGUUACCAGCCACAAUCGUCAACUCUAUCGAUCACGGAGUAUCGAUGGUAUGUCGGAUAUAACUUGCACAACGGGGGCGGUUUCGCCCGAUCAGCGCCGCCUUUCACGAUCGCCGCAUCAGAUGGGCGAUCCUGUAUCGCACAACGAAAGCAGCGCGAAUUCGAACGAUUACGAGAACCAAAACGGAACCGUGAACGGGAUGGCCACCGUGCUCUCGCUUGAGAAAAAGCGCGCGAAGAAGGUGCGCAGACAACAGGUCGAAAUAACUAAGAAUUUAUUUCUGGUAAUCUGCGCGUUUCUCCUCUGCGUCUUGCCGGCUACUAUCGGGAGUCUUAUCCCGUCAAGUGAUCCAGCCAUCCCGUGGAUCACGCUAAUCCUCGUCUUUAACUCGUGUAUUAAUCCCUUCAUCUACGCAUCCAGGCAUCCUAACUUCAAGACUGUCUUCAAGAGCAUUCUCUCAUGUCGCCUUGCUUCCGUGCCUGAAGGAAGUUGGAGAACCAAACGAUCGAGAUCGCGUUUCAGUCGCCAAAGGUCGUUCAGGGUUUGACGCAAGAUGUCCAGAUUAGGCCUACUCGCGAAGGACUGCGUCAAAGUUCGUCCUUCUUGCGUCAUUCAAGACUAAAGCCAUUUUGCAUCAAAUAUGAAUUGGCUUGUGCCAACGUUUUAAAUGUGUGAACGUUAAUUGACUUAAUGAGGCGACUAGACUGAGAGUUGUUAGGAGACUUGGCAUGCUGAAUAAUAUGUUCGAGAAUUAAAAAAAGUGUAGGGCCUACAAUGUCUACAGGCCGGCCCCACUUCUUUAAAGCACCAAUUUUCUUUUGAUCUAUCAACGAUAACGUAUCAAUAAAAGUGUGCCCAUUUGAAAUCUGAUUGAGAGAUUGGCAGAUGACUCAAAAUGGUCGAUAAUGCUACAACUUCGCGCCCGUUGGCCACAAGAAUCGAGAUCAUUGCGUCGGUGAACGAAUGCUGUAUAAUGACGUACGUAAAGAGAGCUGGUUUUUAUGUUAAUAAAUUUGAAAUGUCAUUUUCUAGGAGUGCAAUAGUCAUGUGACUGAUCAGUUGUGAGAACCUGGAUGGGAUUUUUCAUGGUCGGUUGACGAAUAAGGGGAUCUAGAACAUAGUAUUAAUUUGCCUAAUAAGGAGAUCUGGAAUGUCUCACAAUAAAGCGAUCUCUUUCAUUGUGCUUGAAUUUGAACUAAGAUAUUGAGAGGGAAUGAGAUCAACCCAACAUUUAAAUUUAAUUAUUAUGGGUGUGUGAUAUAUGGCGUGAAUGGCCGUCCAUAGUAAUCAAGUGAAUCGAGAAACCUUUUUCCUGGAGUGAUUUGUCCUCCAGUAUACUUGUAGAGAGUUUCACGAAAUGACUUGUCGGACGUUUCUUCCGACAAAGUAUGUAUUAGCGGACAGUUACCGUAGGAACCGUAUUUCUCUGUCAAUCAAAAUCAAGGAAAGAGCUGACUUGUUGAAUGAAAAAUUAAUUGUUGGUGAAACGCAGUACAGAAGCCAGUAACAUCAAUCUCCUCGAAUCAUUUUGAGAACGAAUACUAGUAUAGUGAUCCGACAAUAGACAUGAUAGAUGGCGCUAUUUAAAGCUUGUGACCAUGUCAUACGGAGUGCAGGCACUCUACGUGUGAUAGAAAUUUCGUGUGAGAAAUGUCAUUGAAUUGUUUUCCUGUAAUACCAUUUUUUAAAUAACUUGUCAUCAU
Molecule: messenger RNA, 3295 nt
Organism: Lytechinus variegatus (green sea urchin)
Lineage: Eukaryota; Metazoa; Echinodermata; Echinoidea; Temnopleuroida; Toxopneustidae
Product: G-protein coupled receptor moody-like
Exons: 2
Coding region: 907-2139 (410 amino acids)
Biological process (GO): G protein-coupled receptor signaling pathway
Cellular component (GO): membrane
Molecular function (GO): G protein-coupled receptor activity
Source: RefSeq, a predicted model, not a curated record